CGGAGCGUCAUGUACAUGGCAGAGCUCAGAGAGAUGCUGAAGAAAUACCUGACGGAGGAGAGGAUUGAGAGCACACUCAGGCGUGUGAGCCGGGCGUCUCAUCCUCCGGGCUCUUCAGAAGGAAACGCGGUGGCCAGAGAAAUCCUGCAGAACCUGCAGAACCUGCGCAUGGACCACACCUGGACCGACUCGCACUACGCCACGCUGCAGUUUCCCUCCAGGACGCAGCCCAACACGCUCUGGUUGGUCGAUUCCGAGGGGGAGGAGCUCGAGGAGAUUCCGCUGGACAGCGAGGGAUACUGCGCCUACAGCGCCCGCGGAACGGCCACGACUCCAGAUAUCAGAUAUCAUCCUCACCAUCACUGUAUCACUCUGAAUACAACACUCCUGAAUGAAGAUGACAACAGAGAGUGGAGAUGUGAAGUUACUCAGAGAGAUCAAGUCCAGACCUCAGUCACAUACACUGUCAAGAGUUCAGCUCAAGCUGAUUCAACGACAGCAGGGAUUCCAGUCCACAGCACAAAAUCACCUACAACAACAGCAGUGAUUCCAGUCACAGACUCACCUACAGCAGCAGGGAUUACUACAGAAGUGACUGUGACUGUUGUCUGCGCUUCAUUCGUUCUUCUUCUUCUUGCUCUGAUUCUUUGGAUGAUGAUUCGUAAGAAAAGAUCCGGUGUCAGAAGAGCGACUGAUGACUCUGUGGAUCCGUCAUCCAGAGCUGGGACCAACUCAUUGUUUUGCGAGUCACAAGUAAAUCUUGAGGCUCUGCAUUCAAGUCCCGAGUCAAGACAGACAAGUCCAAGUCAAGUAGUAAGUCCCCAUCUUUAA
Messenger RNA from Cyprinus carpio (common carp), 831 nucleotides. RefSeq lists its product as uncharacterized. Lineage: Eukaryota; Metazoa; Chordata; Actinopteri; Cypriniformes; Cyprinidae. The record is from RefSeq and is a predicted model, not a curated record. Gene Ontology annotation, cellular component: external side of plasma membrane. The transcript has 8 exons. Bases 10 to 831 code for a protein of 273 amino acids. Gene Ontology annotation, biological process: endocytic iron import into cell.